AUGAUAGUAUCUAGACAAAAUCACAGAUCGGAUUUCUUGAAAGUAAAUGAGUACACAUUUGAAAGGGUAAGAAAUUUUAAAUACUUAGGUGCAGAUAUUAAUGAAGAUGCUAAUAGCCACGAAGAAGUGAAAAGACGGCUCAUCGCAGCAAACAGGUGUUACUUUGGACUAUUAUCAUUGUUCAAAUCAAAACUAUUAUCAAGGAAAUCCAAAGUAACAUUAUAUAAAGUUCUAGUCAGACCAAUAGCUCUAUAUGCAAGCAGUACUUGGGCGACGACAAAGUCAGAUGAAAAAAAGUUAGAAGUAUUUGAGACAAAGAUAUUGAGAAAGAUAUUUGGCCCAAAGAAAAACAAUGAAGGAGAAUAUGAAAUACGUAGCAAUAAAAAUUUAGAAGAAUUAUAUAACGAAACCAAUAUUGUAGGGAUCUUGAAAAGCGCACGAAUAGGCUGGGCUGGACAUGUAUGGAGAUCAAAAGGACUAAUCGGACAAAUAAUUUCAUGGAAACCAAACACAAAGAGGCCCAGAGGACGUCCUAGACAGAGAUGGUCAGAUAGAAUAAAAGAAGACCUAAAGAGGUUAGGAGUAAGGAAUGCUGAAAAAACGGCACAAAAUAGAGAAGACUGGAGACAAUGUGUUGUUGCGGCAAUGGGCCUAAAAGGCCUGUAA
This is a messenger RNA of Cinara cedri, 666 nucleotides long. The record is from the annotation of a GenBank genome assembly. NCBI's taxonomy places the organism in Eukaryota, Metazoa, Arthropoda, Insecta, Hemiptera, Aphididae.